AAAUAACCUGCAACCUGUCUUGGAUUUAAUCAAAAUUUCAGUAAUUUUGAAUUUCAUCAAUAAAGUAUUAUUUUAAAUUAAAAAAAUGGACAAUAAAACAAGAAGAGAGAGUACUUUUGCACAUAAAAAACAAAUGGAAGCACCUUUGACUUGGGAAGCACCACCUUAUUGUGAGAUUAUAGAUUUAAAGGAAAAUUAUUAUGAGGAAGUGCUUCGAUUAAUAAAACACCACUACUUGAAAGAAGAUCCGAUGUGUAGAUCUGUAAAUUUACUAAAAGAUCACGAGUCGAAACAACAAUACCUGGAUUUAAUAAAAAUUUGGAUGAAAGACAGUACUAGUUUGAUAGCAAUCAGUAAAUCAUCUGGAAGAGUUAUAGGCACUAUCAUUGCUAGAAUCAAUAGUUUAUUAGAUAAAACCAAUACAUACAGUAGAGUACAAAUAUUCCAAGGAAAAGCUUUGGAAUUAAUUAUGAGUUUAAAAAGUGCCCUAGUUCUCCAAGCUGAUGCCUACAGUCUAUUUGAGGUCGAUAAAUAUCUCCGAAUUUAUAUUCUCUGUGUGCAUCCUUCCUACGAAAAUAAUGAUUUAGGUGCAGAAUUGUUAUUUUCUUCUUAUCAAGUAGCAAUGAGUCUGCAACUGGUAGCAAUCGCAGGAAUUUUCACUUCUGCCAAAAAUCAAAAAACAGCUUCAAGGGUUGGAUUUAAAAAAGUGACAGAAAUUAAAUACAGUACUUGGAUAGUCAAUGAGGAAAUUGUUUUUAACAAUUCAGGAAUCGGCAAUUAUUCUGCUGCUUUUAUGGGAAAAAUAACACCUGAUGAAAAUUGUCAAGAAGAAAUUUUAGAAAGUAGACGAAGAUUUUGGGAGCAGGAAGAAGAAAAUAAAAAAAAACAUAAAACGAAAAAUCGAAAUAACUGUGGAAAUUUUCUCUACGUCACAACAUUUCACAGGAAGACUGAUUUUUUCAGCUCUGAUUAUGUGUUAUCUGGCAUGACGCCACCAAAGCAUUUCCGCUGCGAUGCGAUACAAUAA
Belonocnema kinseyi is the source of this 1027-nucleotide messenger RNA. RefSeq lists its product as uncharacterized. Gene Ontology annotation, molecular function: N-acetyltransferase activity. The coding region runs from base 86 to 1027 and encodes 313 amino acids. Lineage: Eukaryota; Metazoa; Arthropoda; Insecta; Hymenoptera; Cynipidae. The record is from RefSeq and is a predicted model, not a curated record. The transcript is spliced from 4 exons.